AUGAAAGGUCAAUAAUAGAGUUAUCUUUUCUAAAUUACAACUAGCGAUAGAGAUUCAGAUUUUUUCGAAUAUAAAUGCAAUAAAAGGAAUCUCUCUUUAAAUGAAAGAGUUAUAUCAAAAGAAAAUGCUACUUCGUUUAUUACAUAAAAUUUAAAUUAUUCUUAUUAAACAGCUGAUUUUAAAAUUGAGACCGCCCAAAAUUAAUUUACUCCGAUUACUCAUUUAUAAGUUAAAAGCAAACUAGAUUUAUUAUAAGAAAAAUAGUUUUAAGACAUAUAAUAGUAAGUUUAAGAAAAUAAUAAAGAACUUUAAAAUAUUAAUUGUAUUCAUAAAAUAAAAAAAGAAAAUUAAUAUUCUUCAUAAAAGAAAAGGAAGUUAUAAAAAAGACCUUUUCAUUUAUACAAAACACCAGAUUGUUCUAGAGUAGCUAAUAUUACUUUAAUAUUCAGAGAAAGUGAAAAAAGUAUGGAACUCAAAAAUUACUCUUUGAAUUUGAUAAAUACAUGCUUUGAAUUAAAAUAAUAGAUACUUUUUGAAUUAAGUCAAAAAUAGCUUCUCAUAACUUAAAAAAUGUCAGGAUAUAUUGAAUGCUCAAAAGUAUUAAUAAAUGGAAAUAUAAUUGAAGAUCAGAUAUUAUUAAAUGAAAUCAAAAAUUAAGUAAUUUUUGAGAUAUAUUAAUUUAAAACUCCAAAUUUCAAUUAAAACUAUCUUUAUUCAUUUAAUCAUGAACAAGUCUAUCAAAAUUAGUUUGAUGGAUUAAGAGUAAAGAAUUUAUAAAUUGUUUAUAAUAAUAAAUAAAUAAUUUGGACAGGAAUAAUUGAUAUUUCAUAUAUAGAUUUUGAAGAGGUAUUAAAAUUAGAUAAUUGUUAUGAAUUAUAUAACAUUAAUAAGUUAGGAUAUUAUAGAAUACCAAAUUAAGGCAAAAAAUUGAAUUGCAAAAGAAUAGUUAAACUUAAUGUACCUGAAGAAUUACUCAUUUUGACUACAGAUGAGAAUGGCUAUAGAGAUAAAUAAUAUUUAGUUAAGAAAUUGUCUGAACAAUGUAAACUGUUGAAUUAAGAGUUUGUUAGUUUAGAUAAUGAAAAUAGAUUUUAUGAAUUUUUAGAAGAAUGA
Molecule: messenger RNA, 1113 nt
Organism: Paramecium sonneborni
Lineage: Eukaryota; Ciliophora; Oligohymenophorea; Peniculida; Parameciidae
Source: the annotation of a GenBank genome assembly